AUGUUCCCAACCAAAAGUGACACGUUGGAGUUGCAAAGUCUGCUGCCGAGACCAGAAAGAAAUGUUGACAUGCCCAUUUUUCAGUCGACUCUAUACGCAACAAACAGGUCUUCAAGUUCGACGGAUACAUCCCCCGAAUCCUACUUUGAAAGUUCCUUUUCAAAUGCAUGCCGGCCAGAACAGGAGUACGGGCAGUAUCAGCUCUUUAGCCAACCUAAACCCUUUGAGGUUCCCAUGUUUCAUCGAACUGAAACAAAUCGUCUCCAUUUCAAUACUCCAUUCCGUCCUACGUUUGAACAUUCUGAGCCUAGCUUCCAGACGCCAUUUUCGAGUCGUCAGCGACCUAUUUUAGGACGACAGAUUAUACCGAAGAGUCCUGUUUCACCAGAGAAACACGAGCAGUUUUUUAAACAAUAUACAUUGUUCCCCACAGAAGAUAGUUCCCCAAAGAGAGAGUUUGAGAAUGUAUCACAGAGAAGUUUUUUGUUUCUUAAAGAGGAUAAGAAGAGAGAGUUUGAAAGCUUAUCACCAAGAAAUGCUUUGUUUUCCAUAGACGAUAAAAAGAGAGAGUUUGAAAGCUUAUCACCAAGAAAUGCUUUGUUUUCCAUAGAUGAUAAAAAGAGAGAGUUUGAAAGCUUAUCACCAAGAAAUGCUUUGUUUUCCAUAGAUGAUAAAAAGAGAGAGUUUGAAAGCUUAUCACCAAGAAAUGCUUUUUUUUCCAUAGAUGAUAAAAAGAGAGAGCGUGAUAGCUUAUCACCUAGAAGUUCUUUGUUUUCCACAGAUGAUAAGAAGAGAGAGUUUGACAACUUAUCACCGAGAAGUUCUUUGUUCUUUAUUGUUGAGGACAAGAAAAGAGAGUUUGAUAACUUGUCACAAAGAAGUUAUUUGUCACCCGUAGAAGACAAAAAGAGUGACUUUUAUAGCAUAUCGCCCAGCAGCUCUGUGUCUCCCCCACAUAGUAUGAGAAUGAGUCCUGGGUCUAUUGGGUAUAUACCACAAAUCUCGCCAAUAACCAACCCAAUUCGCUUCAAUAAAGCUGCAUCUUCUUCAGGUCUUCGUGACUCAAAGCUGUGUACAUUUUGCAAGAAGAAUGGUGAGCGCCCGGCGGUGUAUGGAACGCAUACAGUCAAGACCAAAGUUAGGAAUAAGUUUGUGGUAUCCUGCCCUAUUCUUCGCUUACAUGUAUGUUCUACGUGCGGCGCAAGCGGCGAUAACGCGCAUACUAUAACAUACUGUCCAGUUCUACGAUCAAACAACAAUGGUAAACCACUCGAAUCUACCACCAUAACAUUGAAAAGCACAAGAAUGAAGAGCAAUGGCAAGAAGCGGUUCCACUGA
This is a messenger RNA of Leptosia nina, 1338 nucleotides long. NCBI's taxonomy places the organism in Eukaryota, Metazoa, Arthropoda, Insecta, Lepidoptera, Pieridae. The record is from the annotation of a GenBank genome assembly.